CGGAUCUCUAAUAUCUCGGUAAACGUUCUUUCGAUGCAAAGCCGAGCUGUGGUGGAAUGCCCAGUCGUCGGUAGACUACGAAUCCUGGUUUGAAUGGCAUCGAGCCAGAAAGCCGCCCGCGUGGGCGAAGAGAUCUGGAAGACACGCGUGGACAAGGUCAACGCUGAGCUUGUCACCCUCACAUAUGGAACCAUCGUUGCUCAGCUGUGCACGGACUACGACUAUGAUUACACCCAGGUCAACCAGCAAUUGGACAAAAUGGGGUAUAACAUCGGCAUGCGACUCAUUGAGGAUUUCCUUGCAAGGUCCAAUACUGGCCGCUGCGGGAAUUUCAGGGACACAGCGGAGAUGAUCUCCAAGGUUGGCUUCAAGAUCUUUCUGAACAUUACGCCUACCGUCACGAACUGGACUGCCGAUAACAAACAAUUCUCAUUGCUGUUCGAUGAAAACCCUUUGGCAGACUUUGUGGAGCUCCCUGACGACGGGCGGGCUCAAGAUGAGUUGUGGUUCUCCAACAUCCUCUGUGGCGUUCUACGUGGUGCAUUGGAAAUGGUAUCAGCCAGCAUGAUGCGGGCCUCGGAGCGCUGUUCUAACAGGACUAUAGGUCCAAAUGUCCAUCGAGGCACGUUUUGUCAGUGAUAUGCUUCGAGGCAACGACGUGACGGAAAUGCGGGUCACCCUGAUCCGGUACAUCGAGGACGAGAUGCCUCCUGACGACGAAUAGGUAGACCCGACUUCUUCUACGGAGCCAACAUCUCUGCAAACAAAGCUCGAGGGGAUUGUAUGAUCCUAGCAGACCGAGCCGUUUCCGCACCCACUGGCUCGGAGGUCACGUGGACAAGCCCCUUUUCUCCAAGAUGGGGGAACCGCUAUCUGGCUAUCUACUUUAUGAUAGUCGGGAAAGGAUUCACUAUUACCCCUGAGGCAGUUUCAGCAGUGCAUUGAGGGCCAGGGGUUGCUGCUGGGAAGAUACUGAGCGGAUGCAGCGAUCAAAUGGAUCGAAGCGGCAAAUAUGACCUGUACUGUUGCCCGGUUGACGGCCUCCAGCCGGGCGUGGAAUUUUUUGAAAUGUUUGCUGCUUAGAAUGCCGUCGAGGUGGAAGAAAGCGGUCGAGGUGAGGUUGUGGUGCAAGGCCAAGCACCCCACCAUUGGUAGCCCCAUUUUGGGCAAGGCGUGCUGCAAUCUUCGCAGGACGUGUCUGUAGGGCUGACCCAGAACGCUCUCUGAGUGGCCAGGACGUGGUCAGAGUCAGAAACCAUAGGCGGCCUUUUUGCCUCCAAGUGCCGUGUCCGCCUCUCGCUGCUCGCCCCCUACCCUCUCGAUCUUCUCGCCUGCGCCCUGGCAGCAGCUCAGCAAUCACCAGC
Messenger RNA from Cladophialophora immunda, 1364 nucleotides. RefSeq lists its product as hypothetical. Gene Ontology annotation, biological process: endoplasmic reticulum to Golgi vesicle-mediated transport; intra-Golgi vesicle-mediated transport. Gene Ontology annotation, cellular component: cytosol; cis-Golgi network membrane; TRAPP complex. The coding region runs from base 94 to 639 and encodes 181 amino acids. The transcript has 4 exons. The record is from RefSeq and is a predicted model, not a curated record. Lineage: Eukaryota; Fungi; Ascomycota; Eurotiomycetes; Chaetothyriales; Herpotrichiellaceae.